AACAAAAACAACUGAAAAAAUGUCUUCCUCCACAAAACUCCGAAGCUCCUCCACGCUCCCUCAUCUCAUCCUCUCAGCUCUAAAUCUCUGCCUCUUUUUCAUCUCCUCAGCCUCCUUUGCCCCCAUCAUCCUCUUAAGGUUUCCCCCAACUUCUUUCGGCUGGGCACUGUUUAUAGUCUCUGCCACCACCCUCCUCUCCUCCCUCCUGGGUUUCUACUCCCAACUGACCCACCUUUGUUUCAUCACCCACAUCUCCAUCAUCCUUGCUUCCUCCAUAGGGCAGGCGCUUGGCUUCCUUUCGCUCUUUCUCCGGCCCGACCCCAGCCUCCGGUUGCUGUCUUCAGCGAGGAGCCUGAGGGAGCAGAAGGUGCUGUUGAAAUUAGAGGAAGGGAUGAUACUGGGGAUGUUCAUGGUGCAGUCGGCCGUACUGGUCUCAGCGUGCAUCAUACAGAGGUGGUGGGUGAGGGAGUAUGAGGGGGUGGAGGCUGAAAGGGAGGUGAUUGCAAGGAAGAGGAGCCGGAGGAUGGCUCGGGUGCAGGAAGAGGCAAUGGCAAAUGCUGCAGCGAUGGCAGAGGUCAAGGCAAGGGCGCUGGAUGAGAAGAUGAAGAACAAGUAUGGGCAGUGGAUGAAGAAUGACAUUGAAGGUUGAUUGUGGGGCUCUGUUGUAUGUUGUUUAGCUCUGAGUGUAUCCUCCGAGGUUGAUUGUCUCCAUGUCUGAACUAAGUCUGGUUUGGUUGGCCACUACAAGGUGGCCACCGGAAACAGGGCUCACCAUCGUUAAUCAGUUGUUGCUUUUGGUGUGUGAAAUUGUCCGAAACUUUUAAAUCAUUAAUAAUUUUUACAUUAUUUUAUUAAACAUUUUUAUGUGUGUUUUCAUAUUUAUAUUUCCUGAGUACUUGAUUUUAUCAUUUAUAUACUUGAGAGACUAUCAUAUCUGUCUUUUCUGU
This is a messenger RNA of Elaeis guineensis (African oil palm), 947 nucleotides long. RefSeq lists its product as uncharacterized. NCBI's taxonomy places the organism in Eukaryota, Viridiplantae, Streptophyta, Magnoliopsida, Arecales, Arecaceae. The record is from RefSeq and is a predicted model, not a curated record.